AUGUACGUUCUCGAAUUUUCCGAAGAUUUUGGAGGUCCCGAAGAUGACUUCGCGUUCCAAAAGACCACCAUAGUCUACGAAAUGUCCGGCUCAAUCUACAGAGCAUUCUCUAGAAAGCGAUAUGCAUCCAAAGAAGAGAUCCAGUUCGGCGACAUGUACAGCACCAACAAAAUCCAAGGGGCCCUCAUUUUCCCAGAGUUCUCGGACGAAUUCACAAAGGCAGAAAGGCCUUCGGAUUGUUCCGCCUGGUAUCUGAAAAAGCCGAGCCUCUCACCCUACAGUCCCCAAUAUCCCGCUUUGAUCAGAGAAACUUGGAUAGAAGAAGUGAAAACCUGCGAACUUCUGAAGAACAACCCGCACCCGAAUAUUGCCCAAUACCACGGCUGUGCCGUUGUCAGCGAUGGGUCAAUCAGGGGUAUUUAUUUCACAAAGUAUGAUGAAACGCUCAUGGCCAGAGUAAACCCUACCAGAAGCAAUAAGGUAGACUUUGCAAACCAGAGACGCGGUGCUGACCGAGAGGAGGUCGAUCGUUGGGUGGAGGGAAUUGCACGGGGCCUGAGACACCUCCAUGGGUUGGGGAUUGUCCAUAAUGAUAUCAACCCGUGCAACAUCAUGUUUCAAGGCGAUACUCCUGUCAUUAUUGAUUUUGACUCCACUCGGCCUCAUGGUCAUGAUUUGAGCUUGGUUAAGCGCACACAGGGGUGGCAUAGUGAGAAACCCAAAGUCGCUUUGCCAAUCAAUGAUAUCGCUGCGUUACUGGAGAUACAGUUAUGGCUCUUGGGGGAAGUGGAUCAGUUUCAAUUUUGA
Molecule: messenger RNA, 807 nt
Organism: Penicillium griseofulvum
Lineage: Eukaryota; Fungi; Ascomycota; Eurotiomycetes; Eurotiales; Aspergillaceae
Exons: 1
Coding region: 1-807 (268 amino acids)
Biological process (GO): protein phosphorylation
Molecular function (GO): ATP binding; protein kinase activity
Source: RefSeq, a predicted model, not a curated record